This is a messenger RNA of Anthonomus grandis grandis, 2484 nucleotides long. RefSeq lists its product as uncharacterized. The record is from RefSeq and is a predicted model, not a curated record. Bases 585 to 1793 code for a protein of 402 amino acids. Lineage: Eukaryota; Metazoa; Arthropoda; Insecta; Coleoptera; Curculionidae. The transcript has 5 exons.
AAUUUUAAAACAUCACGUAGCGGAGUGCGGCGUGCGAGAGAGAGAGAGAGCGCGUCUCGUGAUCUUAACGCGCCACCCCCGUAUAACGGCGUCGCAUCCAGACGCAUCGUAAUCGCGUCGUCGACGUCGCGACGCCCGUUCCCGCCGCGAACGCGCCGCCGUCCCGAGUUCCGGCGUCCGCCGCCAGAUGGAUUCCAGUGCGAGACAACGUGCACCGGCACUUCAGUUCAGCUCUAACCCAACGACCGUUCACAUUAUAUUAUUAUAUUGUAUUUUCAGACCCGGUACCUCGCGACCUUCUUUUGGUACUCACCCGGUAACAUUUUUUUUCGCUCCCCCAUAAUCCAGCAUACGUUUCAUCUUUUUUUUUUUUUUAAUUAAUUUCCGAGUGUUUCUUUUUCUGUUUUCGCGUGCGCUACCAUGACCUCCUAGAGGGAUGUCAUUUUCCGCAAGUGGUGUGCUUUUACGGUUGGAAAAUGAAGAGUCACCCCCCGGAGGUACUGCUGCCCCGGUACCUGGAUAUCAGAAUCAUUAUCCGACACAUUAGUGCAGCUUUUUAAAUAAACCCGCCCCUAUUAUUAGACAUGUAUAAAAUAUCGUAUUACGAAAGAUGUGUAUGUUUUUUAUACUUAGCCGUUUUCAUUUGCUACGGUUUCCCCAUAGAUGAUGAUAGUACCAAAAUGACACGAUCAAACGACUCUCUGUUAUCGAGUGAGAAAAAAGGGCAUAUCGAGGCCACAGUGUACGAAAAUAUCAAACGAAUCAGCCGAUCAUCAAAACACAACAACAUUAAGGACUGCCAUAAUAACCAAAUGAUGGUACAUUAUUCCGCAAAAGCGUACCAAUCGGAUGUGGUGUUGCUCGCGAAAGUGCAAGGGAUCGAACGGACAAAUUUGACGGUCAGUUUUCGGGUAGUGGAGCCCCUAAAAGUGCCCGACUCGUUGCCGAUUUAUGAUAGUUUGACCCUCGAGUUUUCCAAUCGGGUUCUGGAAAAUUGCGAGAGGAUGCGUCGUGGCGGCAACGGCGGUGGUGCUGGUGGUGGUAGGAGGAACCUAGUCAAAGGGAACGAGGAGUACAUCCUGUUCCUGAAGGUGAAAGGGAAUAACAAGUUGGUGCCCGCGUAUUUGCCCGAGUGGAUCCCUUCGAAGAGCAAACGGAAGAGGCAGCGGAAUAACAUGCUGAAGAUGUUGGAAAGAGUUUGCAAUCCUUCAUUUCAAGUAAAAUCGUCCACAAUCAAACACCUGGAGAACAAAUCGUCGUGGGGUCUGAAAAAGAACAACAGCCGAACAGAACGGAAAAAAACGAAGAAACUGAAACUCAGCUGCCAGGCCGGCGGUCUACCGAUUCCGACGAUCACGUGGCGACGGAGCGGCGUGCCAUUGGUCAACAGUUCGCACGUGCGCAUCAAUUAUGUAAAGAGGAGGCGGAGCACGCUGGUGAUCGUGGCGCCGACGCAGGCCGACUAUGGCCGAUACGAGUGUAGCGUGACCGGCGUCGAUGGUCGAACCGACACGAAGGAGGUGGAGGUGCGCGGACCCGCUGCGCAACACCGUCAGACUCCAUUCAGUGAGGAUUCUAGACGAAGGUGUGACGAAUCGACGAAAAAUGGAUUUUGUAUGGAACAAGGGAUCUGUUAUAUCGAUGCGAAUGAAGUACAAUUUUGCGAAUGUAACGAAGGAUGGAUCGGAGAACGUUGCCAAGAGAAAACCCCCCCGAACCCAGCGAGUAGGUAUCCCCAAACUCCGGCUUACGCAUGUAAUCUCGGACUGUUCACCAAAGAUUACUGCUCGUGAAUAGAAAAUCCCCAAUUUCUUUUGUUACCGCCGCGUUUUUGUAAAUAAUACAAUUUCUUUGAUUAUAAGGGAAAACAGUUGUAUAUUUGUACAUGAACGUUGAUUUUUUUUUCUAAGACUGUGUAUUUAUAUUUUGUAUACAAUAAUUUGAUAUUCGGUCUGGAUGUGGGUAUCAUGCCGUCUGAACUAAUAUAGUAUUUAUGUUUUUUUUUGUUAAUUAUAUACUGUGUAUAUAUAUUUUUUUAUUGGCAUCAGUUUAAAUAAUAGUUUUAUAGUUCCGGUGGCAAACUGGUGUAGAUUGAGGGCUGACAGAAGGGAAACAAUCCAUAUUUCUUACACACAAAUGUCUUUAAUACUCUAUUACUCUUAACAUUUUCUUUUUUCUAGACAAUCAUUGCUUAAAUUCCUUAUAAAACUUCUAUUGUACUGAAAAUACCAAAUAUAUUCUGUCAGCUCCCAAAAGUUACAAAAGCAAAUCCCAACCCCAAUAAAGACCGAUAUUUUACUACUUAUUUCUUUUGUAUAAAAAAAAGCAAAACCAAAACCUCACUGUAGAUAUAAAAUUAUUAAUUUAUUUAUUACAUCUAUACUCACAACAAACUCUGACUUAACAAAACAAAGAAAUCGAAAGUCUAGCUGUAAAAUUAUUUUUUUGGACUUUUAAUAAAACCAACGUGACUUACCAAACGUA